AUGCGGGACUCAUAUAAUGGAUUCCUCGCUCUGGCCUGCCUUGGUUUGUUCAGCCAGUGGGCCAUCAUGAUCAUGAACGGCUCCUUACGCCUGAUGCUCCUGACCGCCUGGACAGGUAUUUUCCCCGACGGUAUACCUCUCAGAGAAGAAUGGACGCGUAUUUGGAUAGUCGACUUAGCGCUUCGCGUGCUCGUGGCUUUCUUCGGAGCCAUUCUCAACGGGGUUGAGUCCAACGAGUUCGGGCCUUAUUUAUGUUUAGUUGAUCUAAUCACCACUAUUGUUGUCUUCAGCAUGAUGUUCUUAAUCGAGGAUCGGCGUGAUAGAGGGAAGGGCGCGCUGCGACAUCCCAGUUGUUGGCAGAUGAUGCUUUAUUUCUUCGGUGCUGCCUCAAUCGUACCCGUGUACAUGCGGCUGUAUCUCAAAAACCGACUCUCGCCGCGCCUCGAAGUACCGCAUAACCAGGCACGAGCCUUGCCGUUUACAGCACUGUGGUGUUCGGUACUCUCUGUUCCCCUUCUUCUUCCUGUCGCCCUCGGAGCCAGCGUAUCCCGGAUUCAGGUUGGCAUAGUAGUCUGGUUGUUCAGUCCAGCGACGGUCGGACCUUUCCAGGACUUGUUAAGCACUCUCAUGUCGAAGAGCAAUGAUAUCAACUCCUCGACAAACGAAGCAGCUAGGCCCAUCGCUAUCGCUUACGGCAUCGUGGGGGUGUUAAGCGCGGUAGUCCACUUCUGCGUUGUCGUGUUUACUUUCGUGUCUUCCAAGCUUAGGUGGAGUGACAUCUACUGGCCGAUCCACGGAGUACGGAGCGGCCCAAGUCUCAUGACCGAUGGUGCACUGAUAUUCAUACAAUCUGGUUACCUCUUCCUCUCAAUAUGUGUGCUCGCUCUGGGUUACUACGUAUUGAAGACCGAGAACUUGUCCGCCACCCACACGCUACUUGGCAGCUUGCAUGGCUGGAGGGCCCUGCUGGCGCAUACGGCACUAAUAGCUGUUUUCGGUCCUGGAGCUGGGUUGGCUUUGUUGCUCGGCAGGAAGGAAAUAACAGCAGCUUCUACAAUUGCGGCCAGAAAAGGGAACUAA
This is a messenger RNA of Clonostachys solani, 1080 nucleotides long. The record is from the annotation of a GenBank genome assembly. NCBI's taxonomy places the organism in Eukaryota, Fungi, Ascomycota, Sordariomycetes, Hypocreales, Bionectriaceae.